UCCCUAUACAAGCAUUACAGUAUAGUUAAUUAAACAGACAUAGGAGGUAUAAAAUAAAAAUGAAAAAAUAAAAUAUAAUUGAGAGAGAGGAGGAGGUGGAGCAAAGGCAAAAGCAAAAGAAGCACAGCACACCCAUACACACACCACCUUCAUCAACCCCAACCCCAAAAACAUUCACCAUUCCAUUUCCUUCCCUUUCUCACUCUUCUUUCUCUCUCUCUCUAUACACCAACAACAAUAAUAACUAUAUAUAUAUAACAUCACUCUCGCUUUCUCUCUCUUCCAUGGCUGCAGGUGCAGCUGCGCUAAUUAGAGCGGCGGCGCUGCAUAUGUGCGUGGUGGCGGUGGCGGUGCUGUCCUCCGGCGCGGCGGCGAACUGGUGCGUGGCGCGGAGCGACGCCUCCGAUUCGGCCCUCCAGAGGGCGCUGGACUAUGCAUGCGGCGCCGGCGCGGACUGCUCCCCGCUUCAGUCGACGGGGCUCUGCUAUCUGCCCAACACCAUCGCCGCCCACGCCGCCUACGCCUUCAACAGCUUUUACCAGCGCAACGGCGCCUGCUCCUUCGCCGGCACCUCCACCAUUGCCAGAACUGAUCCAAGCUAUGGAUCUUGCGUUUAUCCAUCGUCUCCAAGGGCUGCUGGGGUCCCGACAUCUACAGGUACAACAACCUCACCACCACCACCACCACCACGAGGUGCCACUGAUCCGCUGGUCGGGGGUGGUGGAGGGGGGUCAAUACCCGACAUGGGACCAGGCUUUCCCGACUCUUCCAGCCAGGCUAAUGGUUCCCAUUCCCAAAGGUCGUUGCGAAAAACAAUGUUGUUGCCUUUCUUGCUUGUGUUUUGGUUCGCGCUCGAACUAUCUUGA
This is a messenger RNA of Andrographis paniculata, 866 nucleotides long. Its product is annotated as PLASMODESMATA CALLOSE-BINDING PROTEIN 3-like. Lineage: Eukaryota; Viridiplantae; Streptophyta; Magnoliopsida; Lamiales; Acanthaceae. The record is from RefSeq and is a predicted model, not a curated record. Bases 285 to 866 code for a protein of 193 amino acids. The transcript is spliced from 3 exons.